Messenger RNA from Naegleria lovaniensis, 234 nucleotides. RefSeq lists its product as uncharacterized. The record is from RefSeq and is a predicted model, not a curated record. NCBI's taxonomy places the organism in Eukaryota, Heterolobosea, Eutetramitea, Acrasida, Naegleriidae. The transcript has 2 exons. Bases 1 to 234 code for a protein of 77 amino acids.
AUGGAAAAACAAAACGACGCGGAGGAAGUGUAUGAAGACGAUUGGGAUCAUACAACCUCGGAGGGAAUGUAUGCAUCGAAUGUUGCAGCUCGGAUGCAUGUGGCUUGUGGCAGAGGUGAUAUUGAAACGAUGAGAAAAUUAUUGUCAGGACAAGACGUAGAUGUUAAUGAACGGUAUGUAAGUAUUUCAAUAACUAAUUCAGAAAGUGUGGACGAUGAAGAAAACAGUUUGUAA